CCGGCCUUCCCCUCCCCUUUCCUCAUCCCUCUGGCGGGAGCGGGGCCGGGCGCCUCCACUUCCCCGCAGGUCCCUUUCUCGGAACGGAGCGCUUCCGGCGCGGGAGCCCCGCGGACGGCGGGAGUUUCGUGGGCGCCUCCGCGGCGUUUAAGAGUGUGAGGUGCCACCCGUGCCUUGGGCGGCGCGAGCAGGGCCCAGGCCGGCGGGGCCGUGGCGAACCGGCCUGCUUCUCGAACACGGAACCCCAGGGUAUGCUGAGUAGCUGGGGACCCUCAGGAAUCAGCGAGUCCAGCUCCUGGCCCUGCACAGGACACCACAAGGGUCACACUAUGUGCCUGAGAGCAUUGUCCAAACAUAUCCUGAACUCUGUCAGGCUGGGAGCUGUGACCACUUCCCUGAGGAGCCUGUUCCUGGGAUCCAACCUAAAACCCUCCCCCCAGGUUUGCCGUCUUGGUGCAGAUUGCCCCCAGUUUCCUGUGUGGAAGCAGGGACUGGGACUUGAGCACAGGCUCUUCAGCCUGUCCAUGCUGCUUGCAGGGCCAGGGGAUUUCAGGGGACAUCAGUUACUCACCCUGCUCUGGCCUUUGCUGCCAAGGAAACUCCAUGGUUUGCAGCACAUACUUCUGCAUGUGGGAUUGUUCCUUUGGUGUGCUUCUAACUCUUUGAGCUGCUCAGGGUGAUGAGGACAAUCGAUGAUAGAAUUGUUCAUGAACUAAACACUACAAUUCCAACAGCUUCCUUUGUGGGGAAAGUUGAUCCUGGCCAGACGUGUAAAGAGCUGUACGAGUCUUUGAUGGAUGCUCACACCAAGAGAGAAAGAAUCAUCAAAAACUGCAUCUCUCAGACUUCUGCUGUAGUGAAAACUCUCAAAGAAAAGAGGGAAAAGGCCCCUGAAGAUGCAGCAUUAUUAAAGCAACUCAGGAAAGAGCAGACAAAGUUGAAAUUGAUGCAGUCGGAGCUCAAUGUUGAAGAAGUGGUAAACGACAGAAGCUGGAAGGUAUUUAAUGAGCGGUGCCGAAUUCACUACAAGCCUCCGAAGAGUCAAUGAUGAUGUGGGGUAUUUUCCAUCAAGGUGGUCCAUAACUGUGAGAGGCAAACUGGAAAGAGACCUUGGGUGAGCUGAACUGGGACCCUCCAGAACCAGUAGAACCCAGUUAUGUUUUGGACCUACUUAGCUGAACUCUCAAGCUUGAAAUGAUUCUCCUGUAAUUAAGAGAAAACAACUCAUCUUUUGUACAAAAUAUGUGAACAAAUGAGUUUUAUAGUAUUAAAACAAUUUUCAAAUGGAA
Messenger RNA from Catharus ustulatus (Swainson's thrush), 1289 nucleotides. It is a transcript of the gene MIX23, whose product is annotated as mitochondrial matrix import factor 23. NCBI's taxonomy places the organism in Eukaryota, Metazoa, Chordata, Aves, Passeriformes, Turdidae. The record is from RefSeq and is a predicted model, not a curated record. The transcript is spliced from 5 exons. Gene Ontology annotation, cellular component: mitochondrion; mitochondrial intermembrane space. Bases 680 to 1048 code for a protein of 122 amino acids.